Messenger RNA from Dermochelys coriacea (leatherback sea turtle), 3953 nucleotides. RefSeq names its product zinc finger protein 34-like. Bases 54 to 2207 code for a protein of 717 amino acids. The record is from RefSeq and is a predicted model, not a curated record. NCBI's taxonomy places the organism in Eukaryota, Metazoa, Chordata, Testudines, Dermochelyidae. The transcript has 12 exons. Gene Ontology annotation, biological process: regulation of DNA-templated transcription.
CUUCCUGCCCCCCCCGGCCCGGGAGCCCUUUGUGCGUUUGCAGCGGCGGGGCCAUGGCCGGGGCCGGGAGCCCAGCGCGGAGGCGGCUCCAGCCCUGCGGCCCGCGGGGCAGCGCGGAGCCCCCACGAGAGCGUCGGGCCCCUCUGGGAAAAGAGAGAGAAGCAGCCAAAGACGAGGAGCAGCGGCAAAGCCAGGAGCUGCUGAACCAGACGGCAGCCGAGAGGCAGAAGCUGGUCUGGGAGUGGCAGGAGCUGCGAGGGUUUCUGGAGGAGCAGGAGCAGGGGCUGCUGUCCCGGCUGGAAGAGCUAGAGAGAGCCAUUGUCCAGAGAAGGGAUGAGGGCGUCUGCCGGCUGUCCCGGGAGAUUUCCCUGCUCAGUGAGCGGGGAGGAGAGAAGGGGCAGCAGCCGCUGAGCCAACCCCUGCAGGGUGCCGGGAGCACUGGGAGCAGGGAGGACGGGGCGUUUCGGAAGCCAGAUCCAGGGUUUGCGGAGCUGGAGAAGAGACUCAGCCAUUUCUCUCUGAAAAGUGCCGUCCUGAAGCAGGUGCUGCUGGGAUUCAAAGAGACGCUGCGACGGGAGCUGGGGAGCGACACAGGCUGUGGAACGACAUCCCCCUUUCCCUCCAGAUGGGCCCAGCCUCCCAGGGGACGGGGAAGAGCAAUGGCUGCCGGGGAGCUGGCUCAGGAGCCAGUGGCCUUCGAGGAGGUGGUUGUGUAUUUCACCAAGGAAGAGUGGGCUCUGCUGGACCCUGCUCAGCAAGACCUAUACUGGGACAUCAUGCAGGAGAACUAUGAGAAUGUGACCUCGCUGGGGUUUCCAGUUUCUAAACCUGAGGUGAUGUCCCAGCUGAAACAAGGGGAAGAGCUGUGGAUCUCAGAUCUCCAGAGCUCUGAGGAAAGAGGGAUCCUGAGAGGAACCUGCACAGGAGAUGAUGGGAUGGUGAGUGAGAACAAGGAGCAGAAACCAAAGCAGGAAGAUGCUGAGCACAUGGAACUGCACGGGGGAUUAUCACAAAGAACUAAAGGGAUCGUGCCCAGGAGUCAUGAGGAAAGGCAGCAGGGAAACCAGGCAGGGGAAAAAGUGAGUAAAUCCAUCAGUUGUGAGGAAAAUCACAAGGACCUCAAGGAAUGCAGUGCCCAGCAGAGAAUCCUCAUGGGAAAGAGAAAAAAUAUAUGCACUGAGUGUGGGAAAACCUUCCCUGGGCUCUCGCACCUUAUUAUGCACCAGAGAAUUCACACAGGAGAAAGACCCUACGUAUGCUGUGAGUGUGGGAAAACCUUCAUUCGAAGCUCACAUCUUAUCAGACAUAAAAAAAUCCACACCGGAGAGAGACCUUAUGAAUGCUGUGAGUGCGGGAAAAGCUUCUCUGUGCGCUCACACCUUAUUAUACAUCAGAGAAUCCACACAGGCGAGAGACCCUAUGUGUGCUCUGAGUGUGGGAAAACCUUCACGCGAGGCUCACACCUUAUCAGACAUCAGAGAACCCACACCGGCGCAAGGCCCUAUGAAAUCUGGUUUCCACUUUCCAAACCUGAGGUGAUGGCCAAGCUGGAACCAGAGGAAGAGCUGUGGGUCUCAGAUUUCCAGGGCUCUGAGGAAAGAGAGAUCCUGAGAGAAAGCUGCACAGGAGACGAUGGGAUGGUGAGUGAGAAGAAGGAGCAGAAUCCAGAUCAGAAAGAUGCUGAGCACGUGGAAAUGAAUGGGGCAUUAUCACAAAGCACUGAAGGGUACGUGUCCAGGAGUCAUGAAGACAGACAGCAGGAAAACCAGCCAGGGGAGAAAGUAGUUAAAUCCAACAGCUGUGAGGAAAACCACAAGGACCUGAAGGAAACCACUACCCAGAAGAGAAUCCUCAUGGGAGAGAGAGAAAACAUGUGCCCUGAGUGUGGAAAAACCUUCCUUUGGCGCUCCCACAUUAUUGAACAUCAGAGAAUCCACACAGGAGAGAGACCUUAUGCAUGCUGCGAGUGCGGGAAAACCUUCAUUCGACACUCACAUCUUCUUAGACAUCGGAGAAUCCAUACAGGAGAGAGACCCUAUGGAUGCUGUGAAUGCGGGAAAACCUUCACUCGACGCUCACACCUUAUUACACAUCAGAUAACCCACGGAGGCUCAAGUCCCUAUGGAUGCUGUGAGUGCGGGAAAACCUUCACUCGGCGUUCCUACCUUAUUAGACACCAAAGAACCCAUGCUUGCCAGGAGCCCUAGGAAUGCUGUGAUGAUAGAAAAAAGUUUGUUCUGUUUGAUCAGCCCUUAUUAAUCAUCAGAGAAUCCAGAAAGGAGAGAGACGACUCUAUGAAUGUUGUGCGUGCGGGAAAGCUUUCAUUUACCACUCUGACCUUAGGAGUUAAAAGAUGGUUCAUGUAGCAUAGAUGCUCUGAGUGCAGGAAAAGCUUCCAUCAGCAGUUUCUCCUUUCUUAUAAACAUCAUAAGUACUUGGUUGAGGGCUAACCAUAAAUGUUGUGGUCUCUCAGCUCCCCCAGGUGAGUGGUCCAGUUUUGUUUUUUGCGGCUUGCCCUUCUUUGGAGUAAAUCUCCAGAGACCCUUUCUAUCAACUGCUUUGUUCUAUGAGUCAGAGGCAUUCGAGUCCCUCUUACGAGGGCGCUGAACACAACACCAUCAACAGCCUCAGGAACAACUCUGACAUCAUAAUCAAAAAGGCUGACAAAGGAGGUGCUGUCAUCAUCAUGAAUAAGUUGGAAUAUGAAGAAGAGGCUGCUAGAACUCCACAUUCUACAGGCCAUUACCCUCUGAUCCCACUGAGGAUUACCAAAAGAAAUGACACCAUCUGCUCAAGAAACUCCCUGAAAAAGCACAGGAACAGAUCUGUGCAGACACAUGCCUAGAACCCCAACCUGGGGUAUUCUAUCUGCUACCCAAGAUCCAUAAACCUGGAAAUCCUGGAUGCUCCAUCAUCUCAGGCACUGGCACCCUAACAGCAUAAACACCUACAAGAUCUCUAUCAAGCAUUCUUAAAACUACAAUACCCAUUGGCUGAAGUGAAAAAACAGAUUGACAGAGCCAGAAGAGUACCCAGAAGUCACCUACUACAGGACAGGCCCAACAAAGAAAAUAACAGAACGCCACUAGCCAUCACCUUCAGCCCCCAACUAAAACCUCUCCAACGCAUCAUCAAGGAUCUACAACCUAUCCUGAAAAAUGAUCCCUCACUCUCACAGAUCUUUGGAGACAGACCAGUCCUCACUUACAGACAGCCCCCCAACCUGAAGCAAAUACUUUCCAGCAACCACACACCACACAACAAAAAGACUAAUUCAGGAACCUAUCCUUGAAACAAAGCCCAAUGCCAACUCUGUCCACAUAUUUAUUCAAGUGACACCAUCAUAGGACCUAAUCACAUUAGCCGCGCCAUCGGGCUCGUUCACCUGCACAUCUAUCAAUGUGAUAUGUGCCAGCAAUGUCUCUCUCUCAUGUGCAUUGGCCAAACCAGACAUUCUCUAUGCAAAAGAAUAAAUGGACACAAAUCUGACAUAAAAAAUCAUAACUUCAAAAACCGGUAGGAGAAUACUUCAACCUCUCCAGCCACUCAAUAACAGAUUUAAAGGUGGCAAUUUUGCAACAGAAAAGCUUCAGAAACAGACUCCAAGGAGAAACUGCUGAGCUUGAAUUAAUAUGCAAACUAGAUACCAUUAACUUGGGUUUGAAUAGAGACUGGGAGUGGCUGGGUCAUUACACAUAUUGAAUCUAUUUCUCCAUGUUAAGUAUCCUCACACCUUCUUUUCAACUGUCUAAAUGGGCCAUCUUGAUUAUCACUACAAAACGUUUGUUUCUCCUGCUAAUAUCUUAAUUAAUCAGUCUAUUACUUCACCUUUUCAUGUUUUCUGUAUGUGUGUAUAUAUCUUCUUACUAUACGUUCCAUUCUAUGCAUCCAAUGAAGUGGGCUGUAGCCCAUAAAAGCUUAUGCUCCAAUAAAUUUGGUAGUCUCUAAGGUGC